UUCCUUGUAUUCAGUUGUUCUCAACUGUCAUAAUAAUAACAAGACUCUAUAAUUCACAGGUUUAUUCCCACUUAGCCAACAUUCUGAAAUUCUCAAUUCCCACUUGGCCAACAUUUUGAUUUUCACACCUGAGUGAUCAGGAGGCUAUAGUCUGUUUUUACAUGUAAAUGUAUUUGUUAUCAAUUACCUGAGAAUACUUUGAUGAAUAGUUUGAUUAAAAAAAAUAAUAAAUGAUUGCAUUUUAAAAAGAUAAACUACAAUGCAUAAAUUUAUUUAGAGAAUAAUUGGCAAUAUAUGUAUUUUUAAUAUUUAUCUAAACAUAAGUCUUCUUUAAAUGUUUAUUCAAAGAGCAUUAAUUUUGCCUAUAAUCAGAAUAAAUAAAUAAAAAUAACCAGAGAAUAUUUGUAAAAAAUAAAAAAAAAUGUAAAUCAUCAAUUUUCUGCAAGAUAAUUGCAUAUUUUUUUAAAACUUUUAUAUGUAUAAACUAAUAGCGGUACAUGCAUUAUCAAAACAUUAAAAUAAAUGAUUAUAAAAUGUUUUAAUUGGAGGUAUAAUUACAUAAAUGAGAUUGAUCAGCAGUUUUUAAGAUUAUAGACUAGAUAGAUAAGCAUAAUUAUGGUCAUUAAUUUACAAAAUCAAAAGCCUGAAAAUUAUGAGAUCUUAAUUGUUUAAUGGACUGUUACAUGUAGUUGAAAGAUAUUAAGAAAAUCAAAUCAAAAUGGCCAAUCUUCAGGUGCAAGUCAACUUUUUAGAGAACGGCAGAGGAGGAUUCUAUCUUCUUCAUGCUGGAUUUAAGUAUUCCGUGAGGACAAGACGCAACAACCGAACAUAUUGGAGAUGUGUAGACCGACAAUGCCCUGCUACUGUUGUUACUUUGGACAACAUCCUUGUGUCUUUCGGACGGCCCCAUAACCAUGAAGGAGACUUCAUUGCCUUAGCUGCAGACUCCUUCGUCAGUAAAGUGAAGAAGAGAUGCAGAGAUGAAGCGGCGCCCAUACCCUCGCUGUACGAUGAAGAACUUGGAGCCCUGCGGAAUGCUGACUGUGAUGACAGCGUGGAGGAAAUGAUCAGGCAGAUUCCCACAUUUCAAUCUUGCAAGUCUAUUCUGUACCGGAGCCGAGGGAAGAUGAUGCCAAAACUGCCAACAACACCAGAGGAAAUCAACCUCCAAGACCACUGGACACAGACCCUUGCUCACGAGAGAUUCCUGUUGUGUGACGACAGAGAUGAAGCUGGAAACCGAAUUCUUUUGUUCGCCACUGAUGCCAAUCUUCAGAGACUGUGUGCAUCCUCGACUGUGUAUAGUGAUGGGACCUUUUAUUCCUGCACAUCUCUAUUCACCCAGCUUUACACUUUGCACGCAGAUGUGGAAGGAACAGUUUUCCCUCUUGUGUUUGCCUUGCUCCCCAACAAGACUGAAGCAACUUACCGCCGUUUGUUUUCACUCUUGAGGACCGCAGUCAACGAACGACAGUCUGCGCUCACGCCUGAAACUUGGAUGAUUGACUUUGAGGUGGCAGCCAGAAAUGCAGUAGGAGGGAUAUUUCCAAAUACGACAAUUCGAGGGUGUUUUUUCCACUACACACAGUGUAUCUGGAGGAAAGUUCAAAACUGCGGUUUGACCACAGAGUUUCGAGAAAAUGAGGAGUUCCACCGACUAGUUAGAAGAGCAGGCGUCCUUCCUCUGGUUCCCGGUCACCGUGUGGAAGAUGUGUGGUUCCAGGCCUUGGAGGAUAGUGAUGACCAGACCGCUCCUGUGAUGCGAUUCAAGGACUAUGUGACAGAAACCUGGGUUGAAGGACACCUUGAAAUGUGGAACCACUUCGACCAUGACGGCCCAAGAACAACAAAUGCAGUUGAGGGAUGGCACAACAAGUUCAACAGAAUGUGUAGACGGGCCCACCCAAACAUCUUUGUGUUUCUAGAGUUACUUCAAAAGGAACAGGCUGCAAAUGAGGCAAAGAUCAUCCAGAUUACAGCAGGUGGAGUUGUCCGUCCCAAAAAAAGGAAGUAUCGUCAGUUGGAUUCCCGUCUUCAGAGUCUCAAGAACAGGCUGCGUCAAGGUGAAAUGGACUUAAUGGCUUACGCGGAUGCUGCAUCUCAUCUCGUUCACUUCGAGUGAAAUGUGAAAAUGAUUGUGUAAAAUAUGUUGUGAACAUUUCUUUGUGGGAACAAUAUUUAUUUUAUGUUGUCUUGUUAAAUGUGAAGUAUACAACAUUAAAACAUAUAAAGCAAUUUACUCAAGCGUUAUUAUGUUUUGUUAUUUUCAUAUUGUGUUGAUUGGAAAUAUUUGCAAUAUAACUAUAGAAACUAUAUAAAAUUGAAGGAAAUAACAUAUUAGCUUAUUUAAAGUCAAUUAAUAUAAGUUCUAAGUCAUGAAUAAAUCUAUAACUAUAGAAACUACAUAAAAUUGAAGG
Magallana angulata is the source of this 2417-nucleotide messenger RNA. RefSeq lists its product as uncharacterized. The transcript has a single exon. Bases 719 to 2122 code for a protein of 467 amino acids. NCBI's taxonomy places the organism in Eukaryota, Metazoa, Mollusca, Bivalvia, Ostreida, Ostreidae. The record is from RefSeq and is a predicted model, not a curated record.